AUGCACGGUCGCAUGCCAUCACAUGCACGGUUGCAUGGCAUCACGUGCGCGAGCCUUUUUGCAAUCAUGCAAUUUGCUGCCAGCUGCCCCUGUCUUUCUUCCCUUCCCUGCCCCGCCCUCUUCUCUGCAAAGCAGGAGCAGGGCAGGCAGGAGAGGGUGGCGGCGCGGCAAGAAGAGGAUGCGCGGCACCUGGCAGCACGGCAGGGGGAGGGCAUAGGAGAUGGCCGGCUCAUGACACAGGCGGCAGGUGCAGCAGGGCGGCUCAUGGCUCAUGUGCGGCAGGUGCAGCAGGGUGUUUUUGAGAAUCUCCAAAACCUCCCUGCAAUUUUUCAAAAGCAGGGGUCAUGUGUGACAGGCGGAGGAGAGGCGGUGGCAGCGCAGGCAGAGAUGGAGGGGUUGAUGGGGGAGGGCACAACACUGGUGGUGGACCGCUACUCGUUCUCAGGCAUCGCAUUCUCAGCCGCCAAGGGCCUCGACGUGCACUGGUGCAAGUCCACGGAAGUGGGCCUACCAGCACCAGACGUUGUAAUUUACCUUGACAUCGACCCACAGCAUGCAGCAGAGCGGGGUGGGUAUGGUGGGGAGCGGUACGAGAAGGUGGAGUUCCAGCAGCGAGUGGCUCAGCAUUUCCAUGCACUGAAAGACGACACUUGGGUGGUGAGAACCUUUCUGCCCUUGUGA
Molecule: messenger RNA, 681 nt
Organism: Closterium sp. NIES-65
Lineage: Eukaryota; Viridiplantae; Streptophyta; Zygnematophyceae; Desmidiales; Closteriaceae
Source: the annotation of a GenBank genome assembly